AUGAGACUGUUUAAAAAUAUUAGUUCUAGUGCUACUAGUUUUUUCUUUAUAGCAUCAUCCUUACUGUUAUUAUUCAAUUCAUUUAAAAUAGUAGCAACAGCACAUGAAGGUAUGGAUGAUAAUGACCAGCUUACCUCGGUUGAUACACAGAAUAACGAAAUGGACUCACCCGAGAUUGUUCCUAUCCCCCAUGAAGUAAUGCAUAUGCAUGGUGUACCAAUACUACAAAAAAGUUUAACUGCGGCGGAAAGAUUGUAUUGGGAAAAUUAUGAUACCACCACAUACUUUACUGAUUCUACUUUAGGCAAUAGAAAUGCAUUUUGGUAUCACGUAUUUUCCUUAGUUUUAUCUGCAUUUGUUUUAUAUCCUAUAUGUUUAGCUUUGAAUAACAUAGGGUCAAAUUGGUACCUACCUAUAUUAACCUUAACCGAAAUCAUGAUCAUUUCCAGUUUAUUUUCAUUGUCCAUAUUUGAUUCCAGUGUCACAGAAAGUUUAUACCCACAUCACAUUUAUAGAGUUUUUUCAUGGAUAUUGUUUUUCAUUGUACAAUUACACUAUGCGAGCGCAGUUCUACUAAGAGCCUUUAAAUGGAUUAGCGGCAACAAGGGGGGUAACAUUGAAGAUAGUGGCGAAUUUUAUCCAUUGGGCAAUUAUUAUCGUGAUGAACCAGAUGAAGAAGAGGAACAUUUAAGUUCAUCACCUGCCACUACUCUGACUAACAAUAGAUCGAGUAGUAAUUCGACAGAAUCUGUAGCCAAUGAUAUAACAGCUGAUUUGGAAUCCAGCAGUGAGCGAUUAUUCUCCUUAAAUGCCCAUCGUUUUAAGGGUAAAAUGUCUUUGAAAAGAGAUUCCAUAUUGAGUAAAGUUUUCUCCAACCCAACAAUAAAAAAACUAUCACUGAAUUUUUCCACCUUGGCAUCAAUUAUCUUUCAUCUAUUAAAUUAUUUUUUGUUCUUAUUUUUGUUGGUUGAUGUGUUUGUUGGUUUGGCUGUAGGCAAUUUGUUUGGCAAAGGCUUGCAUAUUUUCAACUUAUUGGCGCACUGGAUUAAAGGUGGAGUGUUCUUUUUAUUGGGUGUUAUUUCAUUGGCUAGAUAUUGUGGGUUUGGCGCAGACAAAGGUUGGGCAUGGAACGCUUUUUACAUUUCUGAUUCUGAUGUUUCUAGGCUUUCUAAUGCUCUUCCACGUGGUGGUAUUACUUUAGAAGGUGUUGAAAGCUUUUUGAUCUUUUUUUAUGGUUCAACAAAUGUUUUUCUGGAACAUCUUGCUUCUCAGGAUGGGAUCUGGACUCCAAAAGAUUUACAACACAUUUCAAUUGCGUUUUUAUAUAUCGGUGCUGGUCUUUGCGGUAUUUUGGUAGAAAUAUUUUUAAAUACUUGGAAGUUUGAACACGCAAAGGCAACAUUGGGAUUAUCUAACGUCAAGGUAGCUAAUUUAGGAUUUUCUCCCAACCCAUUACCUGCCUUUACGAUAUUCUGGACGGGUAUUCUAAUGUCUAAACAUGCACAAACCUCGGAACUAUCCACUGCUAUUCAUGUUCAGUGGGGGAGCAUGUUGUCUUAUGGUUCAUUUUUCAGAGUUUUCACCUUUUUAUAUUUAUUAUUUGUUCCAACUCAUUGUGCUAGAACGUUGCCCAGCCAGCCUCUGACUGAGUUAAUAACCUCGUUCUGUUUGAUGGGUGGUGGGUUGAUCUUUAUGGAAAGUACUGAUCAAGUUAUUGAAGCUAUGGAAUAUAGAGGAUAUACUGAAAUGUUUACUUUUAAUUUGAGUUUAGGUGUUGUAACUCUGAUUAUGAGUUGGGAAAUGAUGCUUUUCAUGUGGAAAGGUUGGUUAAAAAAGAGGAUGAUGAAUAAUUGA
Messenger RNA from Saccharomycodes ludwigii, 1854 nucleotides. It is a transcript of the gene TVS1, whose product is annotated as Tvs1p. The transcript has a single exon. Bases 1 to 1854 code for a protein of 617 amino acids. The record is from RefSeq and is a predicted model, not a curated record. NCBI's taxonomy places the organism in Eukaryota, Fungi, Ascomycota, Saccharomycetes, Saccharomycodales, Saccharomycodaceae.